AUGAUACUACCAAAGAACCGCCCAGUUGUUAGUCUUCUUAUAAGGCAUUAUCACAGUGUUUCGGGUGAUUCUGGACAGGAACAUGUGUUGUCGCUGAUAAGAGAGAAAUUCUGGAUAAUCCGAGGAAGACUAAGCGUGCGAAAAGUCUUAAGUUGCUUUGAUUGCAGGAAACGACAAAAGAGACCAGAACAGCAGAUGAUGUCUGAUCUGCCUUCAGACMGAGUGACACCAGAUAAGCCACCCCUCACGUUUACCGCAGUUGGGUGUUUUGGACCGUUUCUAGUUGAGCRUGGAAGAUCCUACGUAAAGCGCUAUGGGGUCCUGUUCACGUGUUUAGCGAUCCGAGCUUUUCAUAUUAAAGUUGCCCACAGAAUGGAUACCUCAUCUUUAAUAAAUGCUUUACGACGAUUCAUCUCUAGAAGAGGCAUGCCAGAAGUAACGCGAUCAGUUAAUGGGGGAAACGUCAAGGCAGGAAAGAAAGAGAUCAGACAACUUAUCGACGAAUGGAACAAGGAACAGAUAGACGACUUCAUGCUUCAAAGAAAUAUCUGCUGGAAGUUCAACCGCCGCUUGCAUCGCAUAUGGGAGGAGCGUGGGAAAGGUGCAUACGUACUAUGA
This is a messenger RNA of Exaiptasia diaphana, 618 nucleotides long. RefSeq lists its product as uncharacterized. The record is from RefSeq and is a predicted model, not a curated record. The coding region runs from base 1 to 618 and encodes 205 amino acids. Gene Ontology annotation, molecular function: nucleic acid binding. Lineage: Eukaryota; Metazoa; Cnidaria; Anthozoa; Actiniaria; Aiptasiidae. The transcript has a single exon.